Messenger RNA from Rattus rattus (black rat), 780 nucleotides. Its product is annotated as cancer/testis antigen 55-like. The record is from RefSeq and is a predicted model, not a curated record. NCBI's taxonomy places the organism in Eukaryota, Metazoa, Chordata, Mammalia, Rodentia, Muridae.
AUGGACCAAGAAUGCAGAGUCCGAAGAGGCAAAGAGAGAAGGGGCGAUCGCAUUAUUGAGAGUGAAUUAGGCUUGUUUCUUGGCACACAUGGUUCUAUACAGCCAGGAGGUGGGUAUCAAGGGGACUCCAUAAAGGAAGAUAACGCCACAUUUAAGUCUGUCAGAGGAAUUGUGACCUAUCUCUGCACAGAUUAUGGCUGGAUUAAUGAAACCAUUUUCUUCAGUGUUGAUGUGGUGUGUGGCAAUGCUCCACUGAAUGUUGGAAUGAACGUCUUUGCUCUUGUGGAAGAAGAUGAAACAAACCAUGCCUUGAAAACCAUCAAGGUGAAAACCAUGUCUGAUCCCAUUUAUGGUAUCGAGCCUUCAGAAGCUGACAGACAACUUUGCAUUAAGUGCAUUACUGCUGCGACACAGGACAGUAUUUAUAUCAGCAAGGAAACUUUCUUCCCCAUACAACUUCUUUCUGGAGCAUUCAAACCUUUCAAAGGAGACUUGGUACUGGUUGAAUAUUCCAUGAAUGCAGGUACUUCAAACAUCAAUAUCCACUCUGUGAGCCCCCUCAACUCUCAGGAUAUGGAUGAGGUAAUUGACCUCCAUGUUGUCUGCAUUGAUGGAAGAAAUGGCGCCGUGGAGACAUCGCUUUUUCACCGGAUCUCCCAUACACCUCCUGGUUAUACACCUAGGCUAUAUGACAUUGUGAAUGUGGUCACUGUGGACAGCAUCCAACCAUAUUGUUCUUGUAGAGCAGUGUCAAUGAUCCCAGUGGAAAUGGUGUAUUAA